Molecule: messenger RNA, 2731 nt
Organism: Medioppia subpectinata
Lineage: Eukaryota; Metazoa; Arthropoda; Arachnida; Sarcoptiformes; Oppiidae
Source: the annotation of a GenBank genome assembly
GGAUUACUCCACCACCUCCGGUUCACCGCCUUCAAUGGAUCCAAUAGUGAUGUCUCGUACUUGAGAAACACAUUAAAGAGUUAUUCGCAAACAAAGCUCUUGAGCGGCCGUUCGUGCGAUUCGCUCGACAUAACGGUUCACAUAAGACACGGAAGUUUGCCAAUCGUUAACAUUAAUAACGCUUCACUUCCGGACAAAUGGAUAUCCGAUGAGUUCCAGCAGUACUCGUUUCAGAUGAAGAGCGACUCCGGACUCAUACCAUUCAAUCUGACGAAUCCAUUGCCCGGCGAUUGGUUUUGUUUGUCGUAUUUGAAUAAAGUCGACGACAGGAUCUCCCAGAAGGGCCUCGAAGCUGAGUGUCAGCACCGGUUGACCGCUAGUCUGUCGUUCUUUACAUUCAGUCAAUUAUAUCCAAACAAUGACAUUACGGUCUUAUCGACAGCUAAUUCGUUGGUACAAAACAUAACUCACACCACUUUUUAUAAAUUUUAUCUCAACGCCAACUGUUUUAGUGCCAAAUUAGUGAUUAGUGAUUGCGCACAGAUAUCACCAGUUCCUAUAGAAAGCAAACCCAUUUGUCCUGUCGAUGUAUUUGUGCGGUCAAUGGCUUUGCCCACCCGUACUCUCAAUGACUACAGAAUUAAUUGUAAGAAUCAGUUAUUCAAUUGUAGCGUUGAAAUGAAUUCAAUCGCUUCCGGCUCUUGGAUUUACCUCCAAAUAGAGCCCUUCAGUUAUCUGGAAGUGGUUUCAGCGAAACUAAAUCUAACUAUCGAUCAAACGGACAAUUGUUUCAAAAUUCCCAAUGAAGAGGCACUGGAAUCGAUGCCCAAACCGAUGACCGCAUUAACAUAUUCUAGUCGUUUCACUAGUAAUCAAACUAAACCUCUGGAGAAUAAGGAACCACUGGAACCGCCGAAAACGUUGUCUCCAAACUAUAUCAGUCUCACGCGUUAUGACUCGUUAAAUAGUCUUGAGUUUAAGUACAGUCACGUGGACGCCACCUCUCUGUCACCCAAUCAGAGCGUCUCCAUAUUCAUCGACAUCCCAAGCAAUCGGAGCUCAGUUCUUGAGAUACGCAGCGUCUCCAUAUUCAUCGACAUCCCAAGCAAUCGGAGCUCAGUUCUUGAGAUUGGAAUCAUUCCUCUGUCAGAUAUCGGCGGAACUCUUUCCAUUGAUUUCGCUAUCAAUCCGCUCACGAAUACCACACAACAGAACUAUACGGUCAACCUUUGUUUGCAACACAUGAGAGUGGGCUUUGGUUCGGACUGUUUCUAUGAAAUCGAUGUCAACACAACUGACAAACAAUUCCACGAAAAGCGAGGAUUGGAAACCGUUUUAAUCCCAUUCCCCAGACCUGGUAAUUGGUUUAUAACUCUUACGCCGCGAUGUUAUUACUCAGAUGAAGACUCCGACACCAUUAUGGAGUGUCUCGAGAACAAGACAUCCGUCUUAUUGGAUAUAAUAUCGUCGCCGUGUUUGCACUCCAAGUGCGGCCCUCACGGCAAAUGUCAACAAUAUUUCAGUGGAGGAGUUCUCUUCAGCUCUUGUGUUUGUAGAGGAGGAUGGAAGGGAUGGUUCUGUAACGAUGGGUCACAAGCGAUACCUGAAGAUCAACUUUUGCUCAACUUUUUAUUACUUACAUUAAGUAAUAUAAUGUUCAUUCCGGCAGUCGUUUUGUCUGCUUAUAGGAAACAUUUCACCGAAGCGUUAGUCUAUUUGACAACAAUGACCUCUUCCACAUUAUAUCACGCGUGCGAUUCUGAUUACCCGCAGUCGUAUUGUAUGCUAAAUGUAAAUGUCCUGCAGUUCGGGGACUUUUAUUCGGCAAUAUUGGCGUUUUGGGUAACUUUAGUCACAUUAGCCAAUAUGCCUGACCUGUGCCGCGCAUUCUUCCAUCUCUUCGGCGCUCUUCUAAUAGCAUUCGCUGUAGAGUCGGACCGAACGAGUCUUUGGGCGUUUGCGCUUCCGGCAGGUAUUGGCGCCGCUAUUCUCAUCAUUUCAUGGGUGGUCCGAUGCUGUCGUAAAGGAUGUUAUCCAACGCGUCGUCUCUGGAUAUUCAGUAUAUUGCCGGGCAUUGCGUUGUCUGCGGGAGGGCUUGUCGUCUACGCCUUCUUCGAGACUCAGGAUAAUUACGCCAUAACUCAUAGCUGUUGGCACGCAAUCAUGGCAUUAGCGCUACUAUUUCUGGUGCCAUCGAUGAAGAGCGGCACUCCUGACGAAGAGGUCGGUGGCAAAGGUAGUGACACUGAGACCUAUUAUGAACUAAUCGGCGAAGAGGGCUCUCACCUCGCGAGGGUUACUCCUCGUUAAGCAUAUCUUAAAUGUCUGUCCACUCAAUGAUAGUAUUGUUUAUUUAAAGAUUCAGUUUUUUCGUAACUCAUUAUGACUUAAAAGUAACGAUAAUUUAUAUAUAAAUUUAUAAUAUUUCUUGAUUUGAUAUGACAUUUGCUUUUUUAGUCAUAAUUUCUUAAUUACUUAUAACUUAUUAUAAAUUAUAAAUAUAUUCACUGAUCUCUUGGCUGUAGAUAUAAAUACAAAAUGAAAGUAAUAAAUAAAAGCAAAUGAAUUUGUGGUACAAUUGAUGUGAUGAUUGAUAUUUGGUUCUCUCUGUUUCUAUCCCUGUUCUGCAGUAUCGAUGCCUAACGCAAAGUUAGCUCACGUGGAGUGGAGGCCAUCGCACACCAGUUUUAAGUUCUUGAACGACGACAUCGACAUGUUGUGACCCCAUUGU